Messenger RNA from Saccharomycodes ludwigii, 681 nucleotides. RefSeq names its product adenylate kinase ADK1 (gene ADK1). Gene Ontology annotation, cellular component: cytoplasm; mitochondrion. Lineage: Eukaryota; Fungi; Ascomycota; Saccharomycetes; Saccharomycodales; Saccharomycodaceae. The record is from RefSeq and is a predicted model, not a curated record. Bases 1 to 681 code for a protein of 226 amino acids. The transcript has a single exon. Gene Ontology annotation, molecular function: ATP binding; AMP kinase activity. Gene Ontology annotation, biological process: nucleobase-containing compound metabolic process.
AUGUCCUCUAACAACAACGACAGUUCUGCUUUAAGAAUGGUACUAAUUGGUCCACCAGGUGCUGGUAAAGGUACUCAGGCUCCAAAUUUAGUUAACAAAUUCGGUGCCUACCAUUUAAGUACUGGUGAUAUGCUAAGAUCUCAAGUUUCUCAAGGUACCCCAUUAGGUGUUGAAGCUAAGAAGAUCAUGGACCAAGGUGGCUUAGUCUCUGAUGAUAUUAUGAUCGGUAUGAUUAAACAAGAAUUAUCCACAAAUCCAACUUGUUCUACUAAGGGCUUUAUCUUGGAUGGUUUCCCAAGAACUAUUCCUCAAGCUGAAAAAUUAGAUGAAAUGUUAGAUAAUUUAAAGGCCCCAUUACAAAAAGCCGUUGAAUUAAAAAUCGAUGAUGAAUUAUUGGUUUCUAGAAUUACUGGUAGAUUGGUUCAUCCAGCCAGUGGUAGAUCUUAUCAUAAGAUUUUUAACCCACCAAAAAAACCAAUGACUGACGAUGUUACUGGCGAGCCAUUGAUUCAAAGAAGCGAUGACACUGAAGAUGCUUUAAAGAAAAGAUUGAAUUCUUACCACAAGCAAACUGAACCAAUUGUCCAAUAUUAUAAGAAUAAAGGUAUCUGGUCUGGUAUUGAUGCUGCACAAGAUCCAACUAAAGUUUGGAAUGACAUUUUGAAAUGUUUGGGUUUUUAA